Molecule: messenger RNA, 422 nt
Organism: Wasmannia auropunctata (little fire ant)
Lineage: Eukaryota; Metazoa; Arthropoda; Insecta; Hymenoptera; Formicidae
Product: aminopeptidase N-like
Exons: 2
Biological process (GO): proteolysis; peptide catabolic process
Cellular component (GO): cytoplasm
Molecular function (GO): metalloaminopeptidase activity; peptide binding; zinc ion binding
Source: RefSeq, a predicted model, not a curated record
UGAAAUUUUUAAUAACGCAUUACGUAGCUACAUAGAAAACAAUAUGGAGCAAGGAUUAGGCCAACCGGAUGCUUUAUGGGAAGCAGUAAAGGCUCAAGUAAAUAACGAAGGAGUAGAUCCAAGCUUAAACAUUGAUGUAAAAUCAGUAAUGGAUUCUUGGACUAUACAAGCCGGAUACCCCAUUGUGACAAUCAACGUCAAUGACAACGGUAUACUAAGUAUUACUCAAAAACGCUUUCUUCUGAGAAAUUUGGAUAAUAUUGCUACGGAAAACAUUUGGUCUGUUCCGCUCACGUUUACUACAAAAAGCCAAGCAGAUUUUACUAAUCUGAUUCCGAAAUAUUGGCUGUCUGACAAAGAAAGCACCGCUUCUUACAAAAUUAACCCGAAUGAAUGGGUUAUAUUUAAUCUUCAAUCAUCAG